Molecule: messenger RNA, 1936 nt
Organism: Orbicella faveolata
Lineage: Eukaryota; Metazoa; Cnidaria; Anthozoa; Scleractinia; Merulinidae
Source: RefSeq, a predicted model, not a curated record
ACACCAAAACGCAAAUUAAAGCCGGCGUUUUCAAACCGGUAUAACUAUCCAGUGAUGUUUAAUUUUAAGAUAUGACUCAAAUGGAAUCUUCCGUAACUCCUCCCCGGUUUGUUUGUGAUCUUUACGAGAAUUCUCCCAACCCGCGUUACUGGACGUAUUAAUUCUUUUGUCUUCGAUCAAACAAAGAUUGCAUUAAUGAGGUCCGACAAUCUACAUUUUGUGGCUUAAAUUAAAAUAAAAAACAGUUGUCAUAACAUAAAAAAGCAAUCAUGGGGCGCUUUCGAUGGACUAAGGGUCUAAACAUUCUAUGUUUUGUUUUCCUAUGGCUUAUGCCAUUAGCGUUUCUUCUUUUUGUUCGGCCAGUUAUGUUUAACUAUCACCAGUCGGUGUCUUCGGAGAAAAAGAUUAGGCAAGAUCCGGUAAUUUCAACAUCAGAAUCCUCUGACAUCAACACGGUGUUAUUGACAGCGGAAGAUUUGAAAAACGCCCUCGUUAAAUCCGACGGUUUUCUUGCAACAACGAGAAAAAACCGAGGUAAAACCACGGGCUCCGCGGCUUGUGUGGUGGAUCCUGGGAUCACAGAAUGCGGAAAUGCUGGCUUUGCAGCAUUUCUUCUUUACACUUUGGAUCACAUCUUGUUUUGUCGUGCUUUAGGAAUUAACCGACCAACUGUGUUUUGGAGGGCUUGUAAUUCAGCUUGUUCGAGGGAUCCAAGAGUGAAUUCGUGGGACUGGUACUUUGAACCUGUUAAUCACGGCGCAGAGCGGGAAGUCGAAAAUGUUUUCUGUAUUUUGAGGCCAGACGGUGCUCCUGUGGAUGUAAGGACAACAAUAGACAACAGUUUUAAAAAUCGAACCGGUAUUGAGGGAUUCGAGCUUGGCGGAAUAAUAACUACACAGGAAAGAUUGAGAGUUAACAAACUAAUUCAUCAGUACGUUGAGCCUAAUUCGAGAAUAAAGGAGAAAGUAGAGAUGUUUUACCAGCAAUAUCUGGCAGGGUUCACGGUUUUAGGAGUUCACGUUAGAGGAACAGAUCACUGGAUGGAAACAAGUGAGAAAAGGCUGCCAUCUUUGAUGAAUUGGGUUAAGAAAGCUCAGUCAAUUCUGGAGACGUUGUCGCGACCAAGGAAGAUUUUCAUUGCAAGUGACAACCAUGAAGUUAUAAAGGAAUUUGUUAGCUAUUUUGGAGAAGAAUUGGUGAGUGUCACUUUCAAUUGUCUUGGUUGUGAUGCGAAAUUAACGAAUUUUUUGAAUUUUGUCCAGAUUGUUUUCACGGAGGCAGACAGAGCGAUCAGAUACAACGAUCAAAUUCCUCCACAUCAUCAUGAGUUUAAAUUUGAGCGCAAUGCCGCUGACCCGUAUGAGCGAGAAAUUGGUACUCAAGUGUUGAUGGAUAUUCUGCUAUUAGCCAAGUGUGAUCAGUUCUUACACACCGAGUCCAGCGUAGCCUCUCUUGCCAGCUACUUCAACCGACAUAUGACCAGCCACUUUUUGCAGAAUGAAGAAACCGAGGUUUGUUUGAAUCACUAAAUUAUAAUAAUAUACUUACUUUGAUUGAUACUAUAAAAAUUCUUUUGGUCUGUUAGAUUGCGGGCAGUCUGUGUUUCCCUCGAAAUCAGAGGGAGAUUAUGACAAGACAUUUCAGUCUAAAAGGGAAUGGGACGAGAAAUGAGGGACGAGUGGCAUUUAGGAGCAUUCUCGUUCCCAAGGCUCCGCCGGCUAAGAAAAGUGAAUAGGACUAUGGGGACGAGAAUGACUCAGGAAAAGAUUUUUUCAUCUCGCCCCAACUUUUUUUCGUACAUGCAGCCCUUUUGCGUCCUUGCAUGUUCACAGAUAACAUUCGUCUGACUCUAAGAGGAAUAACCGGCUGCCAGGAGUCUUUUGCCAUGCCAUUUCUAAGCAGUAAGAAUUCAUUACCAAUUCUCCGUAUCGUAUCU